Messenger RNA from Trichosurus vulpecula (common brushtail), 1116 nucleotides. It is a transcript of the gene SNRPA1, whose product is annotated as small nuclear ribonucleoprotein polypeptide A'. Gene Ontology annotation, biological process: mRNA splicing, via spliceosome. Gene Ontology annotation, molecular function: U2 snRNA binding; protein binding. The coding region runs from base 81 to 848 and encodes 255 amino acids. The transcript has 9 exons. NCBI's taxonomy places the organism in Eukaryota, Metazoa, Chordata, Mammalia, Diprotodontia, Phalangeridae. Gene Ontology annotation, cellular component: U2 snRNP. The record is from RefSeq and is a predicted model, not a curated record.
GCGGAGGCGGUGCGCUGGGGCUGCUGGGUAUUCUUUGGGGGCCGGAAAGAGCGGCCUCGGUGGUGCCUUGUGGCGACGAGAUGGUGAAGCUCACGGCGGAACUCAUCGAGCAGGCGGCUCAGUACACCAACGCCGUGCGAGAUCGUGAGCUUGACCUGCGAGGAUAUAAGAUUCCUGUAAUUGAAAACUUGGGGGCUACCUUGGAUCAAUUUGAUGCUAUUGAUUUUUCUGAUAAUGAAAUCCGGAAGUUGGAUGGUUUUCCCUUGUUGAAAAGAUUGAAAACAUUAUUGGUGAAUAACAAUAGAAUAUGCCGAAUAGGUGAGGGACUCGAUCAGGCCCUGCCUAGCCUGAGAGAACUUAUUCUUACCAACAAUAGUAUUGUGGAAUUGGGUGAUCUGGAUCCUUUGGCAACUCUCAAAUCACUGACUUACCUGAGUAUUUUGAGAAAUCCUGUAACAAAUAAGAAACAUUAUCGACUAUAUGUAAUCCAUAAAGUCCCACAAGUCAGAGUAUUGGAUUUCCAGAAAGUGAAACUAAAAGAGCGUCAGGAGGCAGAGAAAAUGUUCAAGGGCAAACGGGGUGCACAGCUUGCAAAGGAUAUUGCCAGGAGAACCAAAACUUUUAAUCCAGGUGCUGGUUUACCAACUGAUAAAAAGAAAGGUGGGCCAUCUCCAGGAGAUGUAGAAGCCAUUAAGAAUGCUAUUGCUAAUGCAUCUACUCUGGCUGAAGUGGAGCGACUGAAGGGAUUGUUACAGUCUGGUCAAAUACCUGGCAGAGAACGCAAAUCAGGGCCCACAGAUGAUGGUGAAGAAGAAAUGGAAGAAGACACAGUUGCUAAUGGAUCUUGAAUUUUGUGUUCACAGUCUUGGAGUAUAUGUAGAAUGUCAGUGCCUCUUAAACUGAGUAGUUUUUUUUGUUUGUUUGGGGGUUUGGCGGGGUGGAAGGGGGGGGUUAUCAUGGAAUAGGUUAAUAUACUUGUUCCUUGAAGCAGAGUAGAGUUCAGAAGCAUUACUAAAAUGCUUGAAAAUGCCAUUGUAAAUUUUUAAUGUACAUUUUGAAAUUGAAUAAACUUUUUUCUAUGAUGAUAAGAAUAAAUAAGACCUUUAUUGUGCUGUU